This is a messenger RNA of Pneumocystis jirovecii RU7, 1887 nucleotides long. RefSeq lists its product as uncharacterized. NCBI's taxonomy places the organism in Eukaryota, Fungi, Ascomycota, Pneumocystomycetes, Pneumocystales, Pneumocystaceae. The record is from RefSeq and is a predicted model, not a curated record. The coding region runs from base 1 to 1887 and encodes 628 amino acids. The transcript is spliced from 3 exons.
AUGAAGACUUUUGUUUUUGUUAUCUUUGUGAUUUUAAGCACAAUAUCAUAUGCUUUUUCGAAAGGUAUUAAUACUUAUGAACCAAAAGAAAACUUAAAUUUAUUUACUUCAAAAAAAAUUAGGGGUUAUAACUCAUCAACCUAUUCUGAAUUAACUAAUUCCUUAUCAAAACGCUCAUUAACUUCAUCCGCAUGGUUUAUUGUUUUAGAUGAUGAUACUUCUAUGUAUAGUCUUAUCUUAGAAGAUUCUAUCACAACUGAAAGACAAUGUAAAUUAUAUUUAGAAUAUUUAUGUAAAAAAUUCGUAGAAAAGCUACCAGAAGGAGGUUUUUCUAAUGUACUAAAAAGACUGUGCAACUUAGAUAAAAGAAAUACUUAUUGCAAAGGUCUCUUUACUAAUGGUGAUAUUAAAAAAGACUUAAAUAAAAAAUGUAAUGGUAUAAAGGAAAAACUCGAUUAUUAUUAUUAUUUAGGUGAAGAUUUAUUUGUGGGAGAGAAGAAUACAAGAAUAGAAGCAGAGCACUGCGAAAAUUAUGGAACGUUGUGUGUAGUUUUUCAAAGAAUCUGUCACACUUUAAUUGGCGAUUUAUGUGCUAGAUUUAAUGGGCUUUGUUAUAAGAAAUAUACAAAAGAUAGUGAAAAUAGCAUAUUAUUGAAAUUUAUAGGUGAAAAAAUAAUAAAUAGUGAACUAACACAUAAUCCAAAACAUAAUGAAUUUGAAGAAUAUAGUCAAUGUGUUGACAGUCUUCUUGACAAAUGCCAUUGUGUAACCUCUUUCGGGCCUACUAUGGUAAAGUCUUGUUUUGGAAUACAGGAUACAUGUAAACACUUUGCUCAAAGUGUUAUCUUUACUUGUCGAUGUUUUAACUAUUAUAUUAAGGAAUUUCUUUCAGAAAAGCUCCAUAUUACAGGCUAUACAAAAGAAAUAACGAGAAAUAAUUGCUCAUUGCUUGGCGUUUGUGAGUACUAUUUGUUAUUACAUUGUCGUAAUCAGGCAACAAAGAAUCUUUGCAAGUCAAUAAUAGAAGAAUGCACUAAAAACAUUGAUCCAGAUAUGCUGUUUAUAAACAACUUUUCUUUAGGAGAAUGCAGUUCGAUGUUUAAAAACGUAAAUUUGACUUUGUUUUUUCUUAAUGAAAGAGAAAAUAGCGUUUCACUGCCUUAUAAAAAUCCAUAUCUUACUCUUCUUAUAAUAUUUGGAGCUUCCUCAAGGAGACUUGGUUCUAGUUUAAAACAAAAAUGUCUUACUUCUACAAAAGGUGUUUGGACUAUACUAUGGAACAGUACAGCAAACAUUAUAACUAUACCUCAAUGUCAAAUGCUAAUGGAAGAAUGCAUUUAUUUUGAACAUGUUUGUUCUGGUAUUAAAAGUCCAUGUGAAAAUCUAAAAGCUCUAUGUUAUACACUGGGUAUAAAAAGAUCUCACUUGAAUGAUGUUUGGAAAAAACUCAAAGAAAAAAUACCAUCCACUGAUUUUAGCAUUUUUAAUCAAUCUCAUCUAUCUCAAUCCUCUGAUACUUUUAAGUUACACCAGCCUAUUCUAGAUAUAUGUGCUGAGUUUGGAGGAACUAACGAGGUCUUAUUUAGAUGGUGUUUACACCCUACCCCUAAUCACCCCCCCCCCCCCGCCUCGAUAACUUCCCCAGGUAACUUACUUGAUAGAUUAUUUCAUGAUUUUUCAGCAAGGUAUGGUGAUUUAAAGAGAGGCUUACUAUAUGUAUCAGAACCUCCUACUUUAACGGAAUGUGCAUCUUAUGUUUAUGAAUGUCACAGUUUAUCAGACAUUUUUAAGAAUAUUACUAAUUGUACAAUGCUGGAAGAAGCAUGUUACAGUGGUCACAUAAACUAUAGUAAACUUAAAGAUUCUACGCUUAGUAAGUCGGCUUGA